Molecule: messenger RNA, 2249 nt
Organism: Sesamum indicum (sesame)
Lineage: Eukaryota; Viridiplantae; Streptophyta; Magnoliopsida; Lamiales; Pedaliaceae
Gene: GPDHC1
Product: 6-phosphogluconate dehydrogenase family protein
Biological process (GO): carbohydrate metabolic process; glycerol-3-phosphate catabolic process
Cellular component (GO): cytosol
Molecular function (GO): NAD binding; glycerol-3-phosphate dehydrogenase [NAD(P)+] activity
Source: RefSeq, a predicted model, not a curated record
UUUGUUUUCUGCUUGGUAGAUGAACAAACUCUGGCGGAGACUACAAUGUUUUCCUUAUUUUUUGGGUUUAUUUAAUUGUGGAGUGUUUUCUGUGUAUAUAUAUAAAGUGAUGGUUGGUAUGAAAUAAAAUCUUGCAAGUGAUCAAAUCAUUAUCUGAUUGUGCUUUGCCUGUUGUAUACUUGUUGUGGGGAUGAAGAAAAUUAUUGAAUUGGAGGGUUUGAAAAUAUGAGUUUAAAUUAGUUCAGAUUUAGGUGAAGAUUUCACUUGUAAAGAUUCUGCUUUCUCUGUGAUCACCCAGCCUGUCGGGGAACCCCGAAUUUUUUGAGGUCAUUAGUGAAUUAGCAGUUGUUGCCAGAUCCAGAGAGCAAAUGGGCAAAAAGUCAAUCAAGAAUCUGCAACUCUGAGUCUAUAUAAUUAGGUGGAGUGUUUGGAAGUUGAAGUUAAAGCAGAAGCAAGCUGUUUCAGUAACUUGCUUUUCUUGAUUCUUUCUUUUUGGUGUUGAAAUUUAGAGUUGACAGUUGGUCAGAAGUUGCUUCUUUCAAAGUUUCAUUUCUGGAUUUUAUUGCGGCAUAGUUUUGUUGAUUAUUGAAUCUUGAUUUUGCUUGGGAAAGAUGGUUGGCAGCAUUGAGGUUGCGAGCAACAACUCAUACUCAAAUGGGGUUAUACAGAACCAGAAUGGGCUGGAAGAGAAGCUCGAUGAACUUCGAAGGUUUUUAGGAAAAUCCGAUGGUGAUCUUUUGAAGAUUGUUGGUGUGGGAGCAGGUGCAUGGGGUAGCGUAUUUGCGGCUUUGCUUCAAGACAGCUAUGGCCAAUUUCGAGACAAGGUUCAGAUUAGGAUAUGGAGACGGCCGGGCAGAGCGGUCGACAGGUGUACGGCAGAACAUUUGUUUGAGGUAAUCAACUCGAGGGAAGAUGUUUUGAGGAGAUUGAUCCGGAGAUGUGCGUAUCUAAAAUAUGUUGAGGCACGAUUAGGUGAUCGGACGCUUUAUGCAGACGAGAUUUUGAAAGAUGGGUUCUGUCUAAACAUGAUCGAUACGCCACUUUGCCCAAUGAAAGUCGUGACUAACUUGCAGGAGGCUAUUUGGGACGCUGAUAUUGUUAUUAAUGGAUUGCCUUCAACUGAAACCCGUGAAGUGUUUGAAGAGAUCAGUAAGUAUUGGAAGGAGAGAAUCACCGUGCCAAUCAUAAUAUCUUUGGCCAAGGGUAUAGAGGCUGAACUGGACCCGUCUCCUCGUAUAAUUACUCCUACACAAAUGAUUAAUCAAGCAACUGGAGUGCCAAUGGAGAACAUUCUCUAUCUUGGUGGACCAAAUAUUGCUUCAGAGAUUUACAACAAGGAAUAUGCUAAUGCCCGUAUAUGUGGAGCUGAAAAAUGGAGAUUGCCUCUUGCAAAGUUCUUAAGGCAGCCUCACUUCAUUGUAUGGGACAACAGUGACCUUGUUACACAUGAAGUUAUGGGAGGCUUGAAAAAUGUCUAUGCCAUUGGAGCCGGUAUGGUGGCAGCUCUGACUAAUGAAAGUGCCACCGGCAAAUCAGUAUAUUUUGCACACUGUACAUCCGAGAUGAUAUUCAUUACUCAUUUGUUGACUGAAGAACCGGAGAAGCUUGCCGGGCCUUUGCUUGCUGACACAUAUGUAACCUUGCUCAAAGGUCGUAACGCAUGGUACGGCCAGAUGAUAGCCAAGGGACAACUGAGCCUGGAUAUGGGUGAUAGCAUCAGCGGCAAAGGGACUAUUCAGGGUGUUUCUGCUAUAGAAGCAUUUUACGAACUCCUAAGCCAGCCCAGUUUAAACGUACUGCACCCGGAAGCAAACAAGCCAGUUGCCCCAGUGGAGCUCUGCCCCAUCCUAAAGAUAUUGUACAAAAUUCUCAUUACAAGGGAACAAGGAGCAGAGGCAAUUCUCCAGGCGCUGAGAGACGAAAACCUGAAUGAUCCACGUGAUCGUAUCGAGAUUGCACAAACUCAUGCCUUCUACAGGCCUUCACUUCUUGGCCAACCUUGACUCAAUCCCCAUUACAAGAAUAAGGAUAAAUGAUCGACUAGAUGAAGGAUAUAGGUACAGCAAACGGGAAAAUCCUCGUAUACUGGGAUUUUAUACAGCUGAGUCUACAUAUACACAUAGUUGUUGGUGAAAAUGCUGGUGGUAACAGGCAUAAUUUGAUGUUGUAUCCUGAAAGUUGAAGCCCAGAUGUAUGGACAUUGAUUCUUGCCCUGAGGGCAUGCUCUUCUACUGGUAGUAUUGUUUUAA